Molecule: messenger RNA, 1038 nt
Organism: Miscanthus lutarioriparius
Lineage: Eukaryota; Viridiplantae; Streptophyta; Magnoliopsida; Poales; Poaceae
Source: the annotation of a GenBank genome assembly
AUGGAGUCCGGACGGCUCAUCUUCAACGCGCCCUGCUCCGGCGCCGGGCAGAUGCUUUUCCUGGACUGCGGCGCAGCCGGUGGUCCUGGCGGCGGUGGCGGCUUGUUCCAUCGAGGCGGGAGACCGAUGCUGCUUGGCCUUGAAGAAGGGCGCGGCGUAAAACGGCCCUUCUUCACCUCGCCCGACGAGCUCCUCGAGGAGGAGUACUACGACGAGCAGCUGCCGGAGAAGAAGCGCCGCCUCACCCCGGAGCAGGUGCAUCUGCUGGAGAGGAGCUUCGAGGAGGAGAACAAGCUGGAGCCGGAGCGCAAGACGGAGCUGGCGCGCAAGCUGGGCCUGCAGCCCCGCCAGGUGGCCGUCUGGUUCCAGAACCGCCGCGCCCGGUGGAAGACCAAGCAGCUCGAGCGCGACUUCGACCGCCUCAAGGCCUCCUUCGACGCUCUCCGCGCCGACCACGACGUCCUCCUCCAGGACAACCAUCGCCUCCGCUCACAGGUGGUGUCGUUGACCGAGAAGCUGCAAGAGAAGGAGGCAACGGAGGGCGGCGCCAGCGCUGCCACCGACGCCGCGGCGUUGCCGGCGGUGGAUGACGUCAAGGCUUCCUUGGCCGAUGACGUCAAGGAGCCAACAACAGAGCCGGCGGAGGAGGAGGAAGCGGCGUUCGAGGUGCAGCAGGUGAAGUCCGAGGACAGGCUGAGCACUGGCAGCGGCGGGAGCGCUGUGGUGGACACGGACGCGCAGUUGUACAGCGCCGGCGGCCGGUUCGCCGCGGCCGUUGAUAGCAGCGUGGAUUCCUACUUCCCCGGUGGCGAGGACCACCACUACCACGACUGCGGGAUGUGUCCAGUAAACCACGGCGUGGGAGGGAUCCAGUCGGAUGACGACGGCGCCGGCAGCGACGAGGGAUGCAGCUACUACGCCGAAGAAGAAGCCGCCGCCGCCGCCGCCGCCGCGUUCUUCGCCCGACACACCCACCACCACGCGGACGAGGACGAGGACGAGGACGCCGGCCAGAUCAGCUGGUGGAUGUGGAACUAG